GGUCCAGACCUUGGCAUUACACUGCCUUAGCAAGAGAAUGUCUUGUCAACAGCCUUACAUAAAUUGAUACCUCAUUGUAAUCCUCUGCGGCGCCGUCCAUAAUGAUCAACAAGAAACUCGACCUUGAUACACUGUUCGCAGGAAGCCCGACAGAUUCCACAUCAAAAUGUCGCGAAUGGGGCGACAGCAAUCGUAUGCGAGUGGUUUGAACUCCCACUCGCAUCCAAAGCCAGGACGCUUCUCACUCUGGCCCGGGAGGAGAACAAAUAAGAGUGACGCGAGAGAGGAGUCUGCUACAACUAGUGGUUCUGGGUUAAUGAUUGAUCCCCCGCACAGCGAUCUAAUCGUUAGCUCGCCCGUUAUUCUCCCGGAAAUCGAAUUAACGAAAUCCAACAUAUCGCAAGAUCUCUUCAUCGGCGCAUUGCAUGAUCCUAACUAUAUUCAAUUGCAAGAAAAUGUGAGGAAGGUGCGUAGAGCACUGGUGGGAUCGGAACUUAGAAAUAUAGAUGCCGCUUGGGAGGUUUACAAAAAGCAGAGAGAGGAAUCUUUGGAACAUUGCCGAAAAUUGAUUGAGAAAUCGCAGGUGCAUCAUGCUCGAAACCCAUCAUUCGAAUCCAGCAUAGGUCCGUUAGACGCGCGAUCAUCUCUCAGCAGUGGAUCAGUUGACGAUGCAUCUCUACCAUUUCAAAUCAAUAAGUCGUGGCUAUCAGCUAUCUGUGAUUAUAAAGCCUUCCAGGAAAAACUUGCCACUACCCUUCGUACUUCUCUUGAAGUGACGUAUGCUGCCUACGAGCCCGAUGCUUCUCAACGCCAGCUUGAAAUCUUCUUAACAGAUAAGGAGCAUCGGAAAAGUGUUAUUGCAAAAUGGCGAGAUACUAGUGUUCGUAGAGUGAAGUCGGAAAAGCCGGAAUUCUUCGAAAAGUACAAGAUACGAUCUUUGAACUUCGAUAAACUGAAGCAUGAUAUUGAAGAGUCGGAAAGCUUGUUCGACACGGAUCAUACACCAAACAGAGUCGUUCGUGAAUCUAUCAUUUAUAAAAAUGGAGACACAAUCUUAGAAUUUGCAAACCGCCCCUCGGAUAGUCUUCCGGUUAUCAGAUUUCGUGUGUCGUCCCAUUUUUUAAGCCCAGACGACGUAUCACCGUUAUUUUCUCAAAUGCUCUGCCCUGGACCAACGGUUCCGCCAGAUAUGAUGAAAGAUCUCCCCAAAGCACCAACUAAGAUCUUUGGAAAGGACGGUAUUGGAGCAAAUGUCUACCGUAUGCCGCAGAUGGAGCCUAACAGCCAUGAGGCACUGGCACUUCUUUUCCACGCUAUACAUGGGCACGCUCCAAGGCUUCCACGGAUUGAUUUUCCAGUUUUCGUCAGUAUUGCAGAUGUAUGUUUAAGGUACAGGUGCACAUCGCCAGUAGAGUUGCAAGUGGAGUAUCAAUGGCUACCUCAAUGGGAAUCUCAAGCUGCUGAAAGCAAUCCCGAGGAACUUCUCCUUAUCGCGUAUACAUUUGGCGCAAGAGAUCUGUUCACGCGUAUCUCUAGGAGCAUCAUUUUAAACUUGAAAGAUAGUGACGAUGAGACCCAAGGUCAAAAACUUUGGCCACAAGCUAUCAAGAACACUAUCAGAACACGCAGGGCUAUAUACAUGGAGCAAAUCCUGGAUUAUUGUGCGAGCGUUAUAAAUGGAUACCUUCAACCACCACGGCAGAACGCAGAGAGACCAGUUCAUAUAGGAUCACUUGAGCUCUCCACGGUACGAUGUCCAAGGAGAUCCCAUACUUGCGAUGCCACAAAUCUAGGCUGGCUUAUGCUAGUUUACAACGAAUUGGGCGUUUCUCCUCUUUCUCAUAAACCAUCACCGAAGCGCAGUCUGAAGGAAUUGAUCGACUGCCUGAGAUUGAUGCCUAGUCCACCCCAAACUCAUAUUGGUGUUUGUGAUUUUGCUCCUGAUUUUAGAAAUAAAAUAAAUGAUAUUUCGAAUACCAUUAUAGGUCUUACACUUCACGAUGUCUCGGGUCAACAUGGAUGGGCUUUGAGUAAAGGUGACGAUCCACAAGAUACGGUUCCAGAAGAGAUCUUUGAACUAGCCGCACACGUUAGCAUAAAAGAGUGUGUUGUUGAAGCCGAGAAAGCAAAAGAGGCAACAAAAAGUGCUGUCUGCCUCCGAAUUCUCUCACUUCUCGAAAACCUCGAGGAUCUUCAUGCGGCAGCAAUGGUUGAUAAGUCAUUCUACGAGACCUAUAUAAAGAACGAAGCAAAACUACUCCGGAACGUAGUAAAAGCCGGAUUGAGACAUGCCUCCCGGGUAGCCGAAACACAAAUUAGCCCAACGGAUCGGAUGGCCCAAGAUACUACUGAGUCUUUGGAAGCUACCGCUGUCGACCUUAUUGAUGACUCUGAAUCUGCUGUGUCCUCCAUUUCGGGGAAUGAAUCGUUUAAUGCUCAAGACGGAGAUUUAUACGACGUUUCACCUCCGUUGUCACCUAUUGAUAUAACUGCAAUGCCUGUGCCGACAUCAGAGGAAGAGGCACGAGAACUCCUCACACGCAAUGUUGAAGCUACCAGUCGAGCCUGGGCGAUGAGAGACUUGUUACAGUCUGCCAAAAGGCAUGAAAAUUUGACUCACAAAGAGAAGUUUCUGGCGGGCGAUUUUGCACAUAUAGAAGACAAAGCUCGGCUAGAGGAAGAAAGCAAACAGUUGCAGGCUGAAAGGGAUCAAUUCAUGAAUCUCAGAUGAUAGUGGCAUCUUUCUCUCCCGCCCCCCCUCUUCA
This is a messenger RNA of Botrytis cinerea B05.10, 2765 nucleotides long. RefSeq lists its product as hypothetical. The record is from RefSeq and is a predicted model, not a curated record. Bases 167 to 2731 code for a protein of 854 amino acids. The transcript is spliced from 3 exons. NCBI's taxonomy places the organism in Eukaryota, Fungi, Ascomycota, Leotiomycetes, Helotiales, Sclerotiniaceae.